AUGGACGACCCUGAAUCAUACCAAUACCAAUUAGAGCAAGUUGAGCUUGCAUUGGGCAGCGAUCCCAACAAUGAAGAGCUCAAGAAGCUGCAGCACGAUUUGAAAGAACUGAUCUCGUUAACGGCACAGCUUGAAGAACAACAACAGCAACAACAGUCUCCUUCAUCGCAGUCAGCAAAGAAGCAAGCGUCAAAGUCGGCGAGCCCUGUGACACCAUCAACACCCUAUGGAUCAUCUCCUUCAUCAUCACCAGCACCUGUGCUUAAGACACAUCAGUUUUCAGUAGGUCAAGAAGUAUUGGCUAGAUGGUCUGGUGAUAGUCAAUUUUAUCGAGCAACGAUUACAGCUAUUGGUGGUGCAGAUCAGGUUUUCUCCGUUGUAUUCCGUGGAUAUCAAGAGAACGAAUUCGUCAAAGCCGAGGAUAUCAAACCAUUGGACAAUAAGAGGAAAAAGGGAAUUUUUGAAGAUGUGAUGCCCACCAAAAAGACCAAGAAGGAUAGCAACAAAGAGAAACCCAGCAGUAGUGAGGGGCAACAGCAACAACAGCAACAACAACAAAAGCCAAAGAAGAAAAAAGUAUCUGAAGUGGAGGUCAAAAAGAAUGCAUGGCAGAACUUUGCAUCCAGUGCACAAAAACAAAAGAAGAAAGGAAGGAUGGCAGCAACACCUAUUAACAAAAAGAGUAUUUUCAAGACACCUGAUAAUCCUGAUAGUAAAGUGGGUGUUGUAGGUAGUGGACGAGGAAUGACAUCUUACCAGCAACGAGGCAAGCAUCUAUUCACUGAUUCCCCACAAGAAGAAGAGUAA
This is a messenger RNA of Lichtheimia ornata, 807 nucleotides long. RefSeq lists its product as uncharacterized. Bases 1 to 807 code for a protein of 268 amino acids. Lineage: Eukaryota; Fungi; Mucoromycota; Mucoromycetes; Mucorales; Lichtheimiaceae. The transcript is spliced from 2 exons. Gene Ontology annotation, cellular component: nucleus. The record is from RefSeq and is a predicted model, not a curated record.